AUGAAUUUGAGGCAUCUCAAUCUUUCUGAUACUUACUUUCUAGGGAAAAUCCCAACGGAAAUCGCAUACCUUUCCAAUUUGGUUUCACUUGAUCUUUCUGUGUAUGGAUUACAACUUGAUGAGAGAACAUUUGAAACAAUGCUUCACAACUUCACAAAUUUGGAGCUACUUUCUCUCUUUAAUGUCAACAUCUCAUCUCCGAUACCUGUGAAUAUUUCUUCCUCCUUAAGGUACCUGGAUCUUGGUUAUACUAAUCUGCGAGGUGUUCUCACAGAGAGCUUUUUCCUUCCACCAAACAGCUUGGAAACGCUCAAAUUGAGUGGUAAUCAUCUUCUCAAAGGAGUUUCUCCAAAGAUCCACCGGAGCAACACUCUGUUAAUGGAGUUGGAUAUUUCAUCCACAGGCAUCUCUGGUGAGCUGCCUCAUUCAAUUGGCACCUUCAGUUCCUUGAAUCACUUGAACCUCUAUGGAUGUCAAUUCUCUGGUUCCAUUCCUGAUUCCAUAGGCAACCUAACACAAAUUACGGAGUUGGAUUUAUCUCUUAAUCAUUUCACUGGCCAUAUUCCUUCCACAAUCUCUAAAUUGAAGCAUCUCACAAUUUUUGGUCUUACGUCCAAUUCCUUUUCAGGUGAAAUUCCUGAUGUUUUCUCUAACCUCCAAAAGCUACGUUAUAUAGAUUUUUUUAAUAACAGCUUCAACGGUCCAUUUCCCGCUUCAAUUUUAAGUUUGACACAUCUUGAAUACUUAGGAUUGUCGAGUAAUUCCCUAUCUAGCCCACUGCCUAGCAAAGAAAGCAUGCUUCAAAAGCUAUCCGAACUGGAUUUGUCUGACAACUUGCUGAAUGGUACCAUACCAUCUUGGGUGUUUAACAUCCCUUUGGUAGAUUCAUUGUGGCUCCAUAAUAAUCAAUUUAGCGGACUAGCUAAUGAGAUCAAAACAAACCCAACAUUACAACUCCUGUAUUUAAAUAAUAAUCAACUCUGCAGUUCUUUUCCUCAAUCAUUUGUGAAUCUCACAAACCUUUCUACCCUUGACCUUUCAUCAAAUAACAUCACCAUUGAUGAGGGAAUAAAUAUCACCUUUCCUAGACUAGAAUUUUUGCUCUUAUCAUCUUGUGAACUGAAGGAUUUUCCGCACUUCUUGAGAAAUGUAAAGACAAUUCAGUACUUGGAUAUUUCUAACAAUAAGAUUUGUGGUCAAAUCCCUAACUGGUUUAGCGGGUCCCUAGCUUUAUCCAUUUGUAACAUGAGUUCGCUUAUCUUAUUAGAUUUAUCACAAAACUACUUCAGUGACUCAGUUCCACAUUGCUUGGGAAGCAUGGCUAGUCUAACGGUGCUAGACUUAAGAAGGAACAAUUUCACAGGGAGUCUUCCACCAUUUUGUGCACAGAGCACUUCAUUGAGUACCAUUGUCGUAAAUGGUAAUCGAUUUGAAGGACCUGUUCCUGUGUCGUUGCUCAAUUGUAAUGGUCUAGAAAUCCUUGAUGUGGGGAACAAUGCUAUAAAUGACAUGUAUCCAGCUUGGCUCGGAAUUCUUCAAGAGCUGCAGGUCCUUAUAUUAAAGUCAAACAAGUUCCAUGGACCUAUAAGUACGUGUCAGACUAAGUUUUGCUUUCCCAAGUUGCGAAUUUUUGACAUUUCUCUUAAUGAUUUCAGUGGCUCACUUCCUGCAAAAGUUUUUGGAAACUUCAAGGCAAUGAUCAAAUUAGAUGACGAAGACACAAAAGAGAUCAAGUACACGAAACCAUCUGAGAAGUCAAUAUACAUAUCGUAUGAGGAUUCAGUGAGCUUGGUAAUCAAAGGGCAGGAUAUUGAGCUACAAAGAAUCAGCACAAUUAUGACAACCAUAGAUCUCUCAAGCAACCAUUUUGAAGGUGCCAUUCCGAAAACACUAAAGGAUCUCCGCUCAUUUUGGCUACUCAAUUUAUCCCAUAACAAUCUCAAAGGAGAUAUUCCAAGUGAACUUGGAAAAUUGAAUAUGCUUGAAGCUUUAGAUCUCUCUUGGAAUCGACUCACUGGAAAGAUUCCACAGGAAUUGACAAGAAUGAACUUUCUGGAGUUCUUAAACCUCUCUCAAAAUCAUCUCGUCGGACCAAUUCCUCAAGAUUCACAAUUCAACACAUUUGAAAAUGACUCGUAUGGCGGCAACCUUGAUUUAUGCGGCCUUCCUUUAUCAAAGCAAUGUGGAACGAGUGAUUCAUCACAUGUUCCUCAACCAUUGGAGUCUGAAGAAGAUGAAGGCGAGUCAUAUUUUUUUAGUGGAUUUACGUGGAAAUCAGUAGUCAUAGGCUACAGUUUUGGACUAGUUGUUGGAACUGUCAUGUGGAGCCUCAUGUUUAAAUAUCGUAAGCCAAAAUGCAAUAUAAUUUGGAAAGGGGGUAGAGCUGAGGAUGCACCGCCUGCGAGUUGGGCAUGUUUUGAAGAGGUUUUCUUGGGGCGUUUCUUUCCCCGAGAAUUGAAAAAGGCUAAGGUACUUGAGUUCCUCACACUUAAGUGGGAUUCUCUAAGCGUUCAUGAGUAUGGGUUGAAAUUCACCCAACUGUCUCGCUAUGCCUCGGAAAUGGUUGCGAACAUGAGGAGUAGGAUGAGUCUGUUUGUUGCUGGGUUAUUUCGCCUAUCGAACAAAGAGGGUCGGGCAGCAAUGCUUAUUAGGGACAUGGACAUUUCGAGGUUGAUGGUCUAUGUGCAACAAGUAGAGGAAGAGAAGUUAAGGGAUAGGGAGGAAUUCAAGAACAAAAGGGCUAAGACAGGGAAUGAGUCCGGGCUGCAGAAAAGUAAUGCCAACCAGACAUCCUUCCAAUAG
This is a messenger RNA of Solanum stenotomum, 2802 nucleotides long. Its product is annotated as receptor-like protein 43. The transcript has 4 exons. The record is from RefSeq and is a predicted model, not a curated record. Lineage: Eukaryota; Viridiplantae; Streptophyta; Magnoliopsida; Solanales; Solanaceae. Gene Ontology annotation, molecular function: protein binding. Bases 1 to 2802 code for a protein of 933 amino acids.